Messenger RNA from Chara braunii, 1052 nucleotides. NCBI's taxonomy places the organism in Eukaryota, Viridiplantae, Streptophyta, Charophyceae, Charales, Characeae. The record is from the annotation of a GenBank genome assembly.
GCAAGAAACUUCAACGUUAACAAUCACGACUUCGUGGAGGACAUGAUUGCCCCGUGUCUACGUAACGACCACGACAAGGAGCAGGCAUACAGGGUUGCACUUGUUGCAAGGAAGUGCGUUGAUCGAGAUGUGCACAGGAGGCCGAGGAUGAAGAUGGUCGUGCACUUGCUCGAGAACCAAGUGCCUGUGGACUUUGACGCGUGGUCAGCACAGGAGGAUACUCAGACGACGAAUGACAGCUUUUUUUCAGGGAGGGGGUCCACUGGCAGAGGAUUCACCAUCGACGAUUGGAACUUUAAAAGGAGUGAUGAACUAGACGAUGAUGGCGAUGACAUCCAAGUGACUGUAGACAAAGGUACCGUAACCGAGCUGAUACCGCGAUAACAACCGUCUUCCUUCUUCUCCCAUGCACAUGACUUUUGAAAUUACUCUGAUGUCUCUCAUUCCCAUCAGCGAGUUUUGACGUUAUCAUCAUGAUGCUGAUGGUGAUGUGCUGUUGUCAGAAAGUGGGCCAAGCUAACACAGCUUCUGUUCUUGUUGUGAGCUUAGAGAGCAUGGCAACCUAAAGGGCGCAUCAUCCCACGCAAAACGAUUGCAGCGAAGAAACUCACUAAGCAUCCUAACCAUGAAUUAAAGGGAAAGGGGGUCGCAUAAAUUAAGGGGAAAGGGGGUCAGAUAGAGCAGAAGGGGACCGAUCACAAUGGAUAGUAGCAAAGACGGACAUACUGUUCAAGAGGGGUGUAAUCACGCCUUCCGUGCAUUCCUCUCCUCCGUGCAUCCUCACGACGGCGGUGAUCAAUAGUGCAACUGAGUGUACCAUAAGAGGUCAAAAUAAAUAGUAUGAAACCACCAGUACUUCCUAAAGUUGUGCCCGUUAACAAGCCACGAUUUUACGAAACGUACGGGCUACUACAGGAGCGCCCAAAUUCAUCCGACGAGAAACGUUUCUACUCUGUUUUUUUCAUCAGCCGAUAGCUGGGCCAAGUAUUGGUGGUUUGCCAAAUAAUAGUGAAGUUAAGGCCCCCAAGAAAUGAUGUCCAUACAUCCCCAUG